AUGUCUCUUGAUGCAACCACUAGCCCUGAUCCUGCUAUCCAAACCACUAACAAAGUAGCUCAGCGGGACAUCAAAGAUAUUGUUGAAGCCAAGAUUGUGAAUAAUGGCCUCAAUAAAAGCACCGCUGACAAAGUCACAGCUUAUCAUUUUUGA
Molecule: messenger RNA, 153 nt
Organism: Serpula lacrymans var. lacrymans S7.9
Lineage: Eukaryota; Fungi; Basidiomycota; Agaricomycetes; Boletales; Serpulaceae
Exons: 2
Coding region: 1-153 (50 amino acids)
Source: RefSeq, a predicted model, not a curated record